ACGUCUUUGCCUGAUCUCUCUCUCGCAUAUACAGCCUUUAAUCCUUCCCUCGGUCCUUGUCCUUGCUCUUGUCCCUUGCUCUCGAGAUUAUCUGUCUGAGUCCUGUCAGCCGAGAGCGUUUGUCUCUGUAUCUAGAUUUGGUCCUAACCGACUUGGCCUGCCUGCCCAAGACUUCGCAUUUGCGGGGGAUCACGAGAACAUUUGCCCAAAAGGAGUAACAUCAUUUUCAUAUCACUCCAGCAUCCAAUAAGCACCGCACUAUUUCCAUUAGUCUCUUCUUUCCUACUACUCUUAUUUUUAUUCUGCUGUAUUCUAUUCUGCUCUAUUCUAUUGCGCUACACGCUUCUUCUUUGUAUUACGCGCACUGUAUCACUUCCUAUCUCUCACAAUGCCCUAUCCAACCACGGCCACCAACCGCGCACUCGCCCUGCCCGAAAUCGUCUUCGAGAUCUUGGCCUGUCUCGAAGCCCAGGCCGACCUCUGUCCCCAGCUCGUCCAGUCCUCCCUGCGUGCCUGCACCCUCGUUAACCGCACCUGGUUCUUCGACGCCAACAUCUUCCUCUACCGCGCCCCCUACAUUCGCCACGGCCGCGGCUCCGAGGCCAAAAUCAGUGCCCUCAUCCGUACCCUGGACACCACCAACCGUGGUCUCUAUGUCCGCUCGCUCUCUCGCUGCAAGGUCGAGCUCUGGGAGAUGUUCCCCUCGCUCGACAAGCUCUUCGAUCCUUGUCCCCGUAUCUCCUCCCUCGCCCUGUGCUUCCGCUCCGGCGAGAAGGGCCAUCUGAUGGAGUCCUUCGAGACCCAGGCUUUCCGCUCACUCAACCCGAUCAUUGCCCAGGGCAUGGCCCAUGUCCAGGAACUCGACCUGACCAGCGUUUCCGUCAAUGCCGUCGACAAGGAUGACACCGCCUAUGUGGAUGCAGCCCUUAAUUGCAUCAGCACCUGCACACGUCUCCAAAAGUUGGUGACCACGCGCGCCGACUGGAGCAACAUCAAGUCCAUCUCGCGACAUUUGACGGACCUGAGCAUCUCCUUUGUGGCCCCUCCGGAUCUCAAGACUAGCGUCGCAUUGGCUCCGUCUCUGGUCAACCUGACCAGCCUCCAUCUGCAUCAUGCGCCGCAAGCGUUGCCCGCCCAUGCCUUUUCACGCGUCUUGGCCCAGUACUGUCGCUCGCUGGUCAAGCUGGACCUCUGCCCCGAGGCCAUCACCAGCCGUUCGCUCGAGAUGAUGGUCUUGCGCAACCCGGGUCUGGUCUCGAUCCAUCUGCGAAACUGCCCGGACAGCUACACGGCCGCAGUUCUGGAGUACCCGCCUCAGGAGCUCGAAUUCUUUGACAUGGGCACUGUGGACUCGCAGCUGAUCCUGAAGGCGCUUUCGCUCUGUCCCAAACUGACCUCGACCGGCAAGUCGGCCCCGAGGAACAAUAACACGGCAGAAUUUUGGCAGAGCUUUCUGGAACGAGCUCGUCAGAUUCAGGAGCUGCAUGUGGAACGCUGGUCCGACUUUCACAGCAAGGACCUCUUUUUUGACACCGUUCUGCCUAAACUCGGCCCACAGCUGGUCCGAAUCUGGUUCGGCUGGCGAGAUCUCUUGGGAUGCGACGAACUCGAGCGCGUGCUCACCUCCUGCGACCGACUCCAGGUUCUCCGUGCCCCUGUCAAGGGCAAUGGCCAGAACCUAGUCCGUUGCUUCAAGUGCGUCGCUACACGCUCGCGACUCCGUGAGGUGCGUCUCUUUGGCGACAAUGUCAAGUUCUGCGAUGACGACAAGCGACGAAUGCAGCGCUUCCUGCCUGUGCUCUGCAGCUUCACCACCUAGGCUGCCACUCACUAUAAGGACCAUGGACGAGCAUACAAUGCCUCUCGGUCUCUCAGUCAUACAACCAGGACGUUUUGUAACCUUUCUCUUUUUUUUUUUGGGGGGGGGGGUAUUUUCUUUCCUUUUUUCUUUUUGAUUCAUCUGUACAUAUGAACACGCCUUCCCGAAAUGUCCACUUUUUCAAACGACUCUUCUCAUCAUACAUCUUUAGCGCCUUUUUGUAUUAUUUUUUUGUAAGGCGAAGGAGAUGAUGUUGUGAACUGGCGGUGGACUUUUUUUUUAA
Molecule: messenger RNA, 2102 nt
Organism: Gamsiella multidivaricata
Lineage: Eukaryota; Fungi; Mortierellomycota; Mortierellomycetes; Mortierellales; Mortierellaceae
Exons: 2
Coding region: 389-1819 (476 amino acids)
Source: RefSeq, a predicted model, not a curated record